Haemonchus placei is the source of this 493-nucleotide messenger RNA. NCBI's taxonomy places the organism in Eukaryota, Metazoa, Nematoda, Chromadorea, Rhabditida, Trichostrongylidae. The record is from the annotation of a GenBank genome assembly.
GUCCUUGUAAACAGAAAAUUUCUGAUUCGGUGCGCAGUGGAACACUAUUCAACUGGUAGAUUAUACCUAUCAUUAGCAAAUCGACUAUGUUCAGGUUAAACUGGAGCGAAAUGACACGAUCUCGCUAACUCAACUAGAAGCUAAUUUGACGUGCUGUGUUUGCCUCAACAUAUUUUUCAAACCAAUCAACAUCGAUCCGUGCAAUCACAAAUGUUGCUAUUCGUGCGUAUUGUCAUGGCUUCAGCAAAAUCGAUUUGUUGGGAGAUGCCCUCAGUGUCGGUGUACUAUCAUGAGUGUGAAGCUCGAUCCUGCGCUCAACAGUAUAGUGGAGACAAUGUUAACGAUGAAACCAGCACUGCGACGUAGCAAUGAAGAAGUCGCGAUGAUUGAAGAAUUGGAAGCUCGGAAUAUGAGGGAAUAUCAGAAUCUACUGCAGUAUUCCCUAACAGUAGACGCUUUCCUUCCCCAGCCGCAAUCACCGUGGGUGCCAUGA